Messenger RNA from Balaenoptera acutorostrata (minke whale), 2717 nucleotides. RefSeq names its product zinc finger protein 717. The coding region runs from base 253 to 2115 and encodes 620 amino acids. NCBI's taxonomy places the organism in Eukaryota, Metazoa, Chordata, Mammalia, Artiodactyla, Balaenopteridae. The record is from RefSeq and is a predicted model, not a curated record. Gene Ontology annotation, biological process: regulation of transcription by RNA polymerase II. Gene Ontology annotation, molecular function: RNA polymerase II cis-regulatory region sequence-specific DNA binding; DNA-binding transcription factor activity, RNA polymerase II-specific. The transcript has 5 exons.
GGUGUGAGCGGCGCGGCCUGAGGCGCAGGUGCGAGCCGCGGCCUGGGCAGGGGCCGGGAGGCGAUUGUGGCCUCAGGACCCGCUGGUCCGGGGCUGGAAAGGGCCGGCUCGGGCCGUGCUUCGAGUGUUGCUUGGUCAGAAGACGGUGCACUGCGGACAGCCGGGCGCCCGCCUCCGGAGGCUUCGCGACCUGGGGGUGGAGUCCAAGCUCUCGUUCCAGAGUCCUCUGUGUGUUUCUAAGAACAGCAGGAAAUGAAUACAUCUCUGGGGUUGGUGUCAUUUGAGGAUGUGGCUGUGAACUUCACCUGGGAGGAGUGGCAGGACCUGGAUGAUGCUCAGAGGACCCUAUACAGAGAUGUCAUGCUGGAGACCUACAGUAGCCUGGUGUCACUGGGGCAUUGCAUUACCAAACCUGAGGUGAUCAUCAAGUUGGAGCAAGGAGCAGCACCAUGGACUGUAAAAGAAACCCCAGACCAGGGUUUCCCAGAUGUCCAGAUUGUGGAUGACCUGAUUGAGACCAGCCAGGAAAAUCAUGGUAGACGUUUGUGGCAAGUUGUAAUCACCAGCAACGAAACAUCAACUAAGGGGACAACUGACUUAGGAAAAACAUUUAAUCUGAGCCCAAUUCAUAUUUCAAAACUGAUGAUAAAUGAUGGUAACUAUUCAGAAAUGAAGUCAGAAAUGUUGAAUAUGUGUAAGAACACGUUUCUCCCUAGUGAGCCUGAUGAGAUGCAUGCUGGAGAGAAACCGGAGGACAGUAAUAGAACUGGGAAAUCCCUCAGAUAUGCUGAGUACCCUAGUCAUCAGAAGAAUCAAACUCUGCAGCAACCUUUUGAAUGUAACGGACAAGGGAGAGACUUCAUCAAGGGAGCAAUAUUCUUUACACAUAGGAGGGUUCGUAUGGGUGAGACGGCUUACAAAUAUAAGAAAUAUUGGAAGGCCUGUGAUCAGUCAGCUCUCAUUGCCCAAGAGAGAACUCACAUAGGGGAGAAUCACUAUAGAUGUAACAAAUGGGGGAAUACCUUUUGUAAGAAACCAACACAGUUGAAUCUUCACAGAGCUGAUCUCCAGGAGCAACAGCAUAAAUGUAAUCAAAGUGGGAAUAAUUUCUGCCAGAAAUUACAUUCCCCUCAGCUUCAGAGAAUUCAAUUAGGAGAGAAAACGUUUGAAUGUGAUGUAUGCGGUAAAACUUUCUAUAAAAAGUCUAAUCUCACUAAACAUCAGAAAAUACACACAGGAGAGAAACCCUAUGCACGUGAUGAAUGGGAGAAAUCCUUCUGCCAUAAAUCAGACCGUACUAUUCAUCGGAGAAUCCACACUGGGGGAAAGCCCUAUGAAUGUAAUGAAUGUGGGAAAUCCUUCUGCCAGAAGUCAGCCCUCACUGUUCAUCAAAGGAUUCACAAUAGGGAGACACCUCAUGAAUGCAAUGAUUGUGGUAAAAUCUUCCAUAAGAAGUCAGUACUCACUGCACAUCAGAGAACUCACACAGGAGAGAGACCUUAUGCAUGUAAAGAAUGUGGGAAAUCCUUUGGCCACCGGCCAGCCCUCACUGUACAUCAGAGAACUCACACAAGAGACAAACCUUAUAAAUGUAAUGAAUGUGGGAAAUCUUUCUGUGUGAAGCCAAAACUCACUGUACAUCUGAGACUUCACACAGGUGAGAAACCCUAUGAAUGUAAAGAAUGUGGUAAAACUUUCUACCAGAAGUCAAAACUCACUGUACACCAGAGAACUCACACAGGUGAGAAACCUUAUAAAUGUGACGAAUGUCAGAAAACCUUUUGUGAAAAGUCAACCCUCAGUAGACAUCAGAGAACACACACAGGAGAGAAGCCCUAUGGAUGUAAAGAAUGUAGGAAAACUUUCUUCCAGAAGUCAGCCCUCACUGUACAUCAAAGAACUCACACAGGAGAGAAGCCCUAUGAAUGUAAUGAAUGUGGAAAAACCUUUUGCCAGAAAUCACACCUCAGCAAACAUCAGAGGACUCACACAGAGGAGAAAUCAUGUAUGGCAGAGACUGGCUGUAUGUACACCCAAACUCACUUUCUUUUUCUUUGGGGCACACAGUUAGCCUGUAUUUCUCAGCCUUCCUUUACUGUGGGUGGGACCAUAUAACUGAGCUGUGGCCAGGAGAAUUUGAACACAAGCAAUAAACAUUAAUUCCAGGCCAGGCCACAAGAAAAAAAAAAAACAAAAUACCUUCCAUGCAUUCCUGCUGACAUUUUAUGCCCUGUGGUUCUGAAGCGCAAAUCUGCUCCCCACACCCCCACCCCAGUUUGCCUUGGGAGCCACUGGGUGGAGAUGGCAACCAUGACUUAAGACAGAAAAAAUUGAUUAUGAUUAUGGAGAGCAGAAAUUUUCCCAACUCUACCAAAAAAAAAUGUCCAUUUGUGCUUUACCUGAGUGAGAAAUAAAUAUUCACUGUUGGGCCCUCCCAUGUGUAAUCCAUUUACAACACUACCAGUCCAUUGUGGCCAGUUCAUUUUAUGAAUUUGAGACAGACUUCUGUGAGAAGUUACCAGUCCUUGUGUAAAAAAUUCACACAAAUUGUGUAGAAAAUUCAACACAAUUCCUUGUGGUGUCAUCUUUCAUCCCCAGGCAAUUGAUGGAAAAAUCAAGUCAUAUGAAGAGACAAAGAAUGCAAGAAAUGUAGGAAUGCCUUUAUCAGGCAGAGACAGCUCAUUGAACACUGAGAAUAAAGUAAAGCCUUAUAAAUA